GGGGUUUCGAUGAGGAGCUCUGGGAAAUUUUGGUCGAGAUCAUUGUCGACGUGGGAACUGUCCAGGGCCACUUGCCAUCUCAACUCUGAUCAUUCUUUCGGGUGUUCGUCAUUAAUUACUUUUUUCUUUUUUUUGGAUUUUUCUUCUCGUGAAAAAAACUUCAUCCCACCAACAUGGCCUUUGCCGGCCAAACACCCACGAUCGUUGUCCUCCGUGAGGGUACCGACACCUCUCAGGGAAAGGGACAGAUCAUCUCGAACAUUAAUUCUUGUGUCGCCGUGCAAUCUACAAUCAAGAGCACUCUCGGUCCAUACGGAGGUGACCUGUUGCUUGUCGACAGCAACGGCAAACAGACAAUCACAAACGAUGGAGCCACAGUGAUGAAACUUCUUGAUAUUGUGCACCCCGCCGCCCGCAUUCUCACUGACAUCGCACGAUCCCAAGAUGCCGAAGUCGGCGACGGAACAACCUCCGUGGUCGUUCUUGCUGGUGAAAUUCUGAAAGAAGUCCGGGAGCUUGUUGAACAGGGCGUCAGCUCACAGACUAUCAUCAAGGGUCUGCGGAGGGGAAGUGCUAUGGCCGUCAACAAGAUCAAGGAGAUUGCGGUGGACAUUAUCGAUCAAUCUGGUACCGAGGAGAAGAAGGUCGAGACUCUACGAAGAUUGGCUGGAACAGCAAUGAACAGCAAGCUUAUCAAGCGGAACUCGGAAUUCUUCACCAAGAUGGUGGUGGACGCUGUCCUCAGUCUGGACCAGGAUGACCUUAACGAGAAAUUGAUCGGUGUGAAGAAGGUUACUGGUGGUGGUCUCCAGGACUCGCUUUUCGUCAACGGUGUUGCCUUUAAGAAGACCUUUUCUUACGCCGGUUUCGAGCAGCAGCCCAAGUCUUUCAAGGACCCCAAGAUUGUGUGUUUGAACGUCGAGUUGGAGUUGAAGAGUGAGAAGGACAACGCAGAGGUUCGGGUUGAGCAGGUGUCUGAAUACCAGGCCAUCGUCGAUGCAGAGUGGCAGAUCAUCUACAACAAGCUCGAAGCCAUCCACAAGACUGGCGCAAAGGUUGUGCUCAGCAAGUUGCCCAUUGGUGAUCUUGCUACACAGUACUUUGCUGACCGGGAUAUUUUCUGCGCUGGACGUGUUUCAUCGGAUGAUAUGGACCGUGUCUGCCAGGCGACCGGUGCGGCAACGCAGUCGACAUGCACCGACAUCCAGGACCGCCACUUGGGAACCUGUGGCUCGUUCGAGGAGCGCCAGAUUGGUGGAGAGCGAUACAACUUCUUUUCCGAGUGCCCCGGAGCACGGACAUGCACUCUGGUGCUGCGUGGUGGAGCGGAGCAGUUCAUUGCCGAGGUCGAGCGCAGCUUGCACGAUGCCAUCAUGAUUGUCAAACGUGCCCUUCGCAACACAACCAUUGUUGCGGGUGGUGGUGCGUGCGAGAUGGAGCUUUCCAGCUACAUGCACGGAUUUGCCGAUCGCAACGUCCCGCACAAGCAGCAGUCCGUCGUCAAGGCGUUUGCCAAGGCUCUCGAAGUGAUCCCGCGCCAGCUGUGCGACAACGCCGGUUUCGAUGCCACCGACAUUCUGAACCGCCUGCGUGUGGAGCACCGCAAGGGCAAUGUCUGGGCCGGUGUGGACUUUGACCACGAAGGUGUGCGUGACAACAUGGCCGCCUUUGUGUGGGAGCCCAGUCUGGUCAAGGUCAAUGCCAUCCAGGCUGCCAUCGAGGCUGCUUGCCUGAUCCUGAGUGUGGACGAGACAAUAAAGAACGAGGAGUCCGCCGCAGCACAGGGUCCUACUCGUGGUCUUCCUCCGGGUGCUGCCCAGCGGGCCCUUGGAGGUGGACGAGGACGGGGCAUGCCGCGGAGAGGAAGGUAAGAACAGGGAUUUCAAAACGAUAUCUUCAGAUAUGGUCUAUGAUUUUUAAAUGUGGGUCCAAUGUGAAAAAGGAAACGGAAAAGGAGAAGAUAGAAGAAGGUGGUAGAUGGGCACAUGAGGUGCUGUAAUCUGGUUCAUGUCCAUAUAUCUAGUACGUUUUGUCAAUGUGAAGUCGACCAGAACACCGUUUCUAUUCCUGUCUCCAAUUAAGCUUGUCGACUUGACAGCCUGUCGGAAAAGAGGCUCCUUAUGAUUAUGGUUCUUAUUCCGGAGUAUUAUUCUAGAAGCACUGGUCAGAUUGAGAUCAAUCAGCCUUAGAAACGACGAUCUCCACUGCACUAAGUCGAGAUGAAGCGGUUGAUCCGAGCACGACUACUCCAACGACCCCUGCUAAAAUGAGUGGACUAUCGUUUAUGAUUUACUGCUUUCAGUGCUUGAAAUGAGAAAAAA
Messenger RNA from Aspergillus wentii DTO 134E9, 2321 nucleotides. Its product is annotated as chaperonin-containing T-complex subunit CCT7. The record is from RefSeq and is a predicted model, not a curated record. Gene Ontology annotation, molecular function: ATP hydrolysis activity; ATP-dependent protein folding chaperone; ATP binding. The transcript has 6 exons. Gene Ontology annotation, cellular component: chaperonin-containing T-complex. Lineage: Eukaryota; Fungi; Ascomycota; Eurotiomycetes; Eurotiales; Aspergillaceae. Gene Ontology annotation, biological process: protein folding. The coding region runs from base 174 to 1871 and encodes 565 amino acids.